CGUACCAUUUGACUCUAAACAAUACUAUAAGCUUUAACACACAGCGGACCAUCACAAAAUACACGUUUUUGUGGAGUAAAAUCGAAAGAUUUGUGGGUCGUCAUGAAGGCGUCGGAUGUAUUCCUCGUCGUCUGCUUCUUGUGUGGUCUCUGUUGUCUUGGAGGGGCUUCUGAGGCGGAGAAUACCCUGAUGAAGCAGGUCUUUACGGGGUACAACCUCAAGGUGCGGCCAGCAGAGCGACCGGAUCAGAAGGUGGUGGUUCGGAUCGGCAUGGUUCUAGGAUCAUUCGUUGCCUUGAACAUGAAAGAUGAGGAGAUGAACACAAUUGUCAUCAUGAACUUGGAGUGGACCGAUCAUCGGUUACGUUGGGAACCCAAGGAGUUUGAGAAUAUUAAAGUGUUGAGAGUAGCCUCUGCAAAAGUAUGGCUCCCUGAUGUGGUCCUCAUCAACAAUAAUGACGGAGUGUUUGAUGUUGCCCUCCAAGUCCACGUUCAGGUCUACAGUAAUGGCAGAGUUACCUGGACACCUCCUGCUCUCUACCGCAGCUCCUGUGGAGUAAAGGUGACCUAUUUUCCGUUUGACUGGCAGAACUGCACCAUGGUGUUCCGCUCGUACACAUACGACUCGUCCGAGGUGGACCUGCAGUAUGCGCUGGACGAGAGAGGCAAGGAGAUCAAAGAGAUCGUCUUCGACCACGCCUUCAGCGAGAGCAGCGAGUGGUACAUCCGGCACACGCCGGCGCGUAAGAACGUGGGCCGGGACAACUACGAGGACAUCACCUUCUACCUGAUCAUCGAGCGCAAGCCCAUGUUCUACGUGGUCAACAUCGUGCUGCCCUGCAUCCUCAUCACCAUCAUCGCCAUCUUCAACUUCUACCUGCCGCCCGAUGCAGGAGAGAAGAUGGGACUGUCCAUUAACGUUCUGCUGACCCUGACUGUGUUCCUGCUUCUGUUGGCCGACAAAGUCCCGGAGACGUCGCUGGGCGUCCCCAUCAUCGUCAACUACCUGGUGUUCACCAUGAUCCUCGUCACCUUCGCCGUCAUCCUCAGCGUGGUGGUGCUCAACCUCCAUCACCGCUCGCCAAACACACACCAGAUGCCCAUGUGGGUGCGGAGGAUCUUCAUCCACUUGCUCCCUCCCUACCUGGGCAUGUUACGGCCCAAAGUGGAGACCCCACUGUCGCUGGAGAAGCCGCCCAAAAAGGAGAUUUUUUCGAGCCUCAGCCACCAUGCAGAUGAGUACUUCAUCCGCAAACCCACCAACGCUUCCAUCUUCCCCAAGCCCAACAGGUUCCAGUCAGAGGGCAUGUGCACCGACUUGAGGAAGUUCAUCGAUGGCCCCAGCCAUUACCUCACGCUGCCCCCCGACCUCAAGUCUGCCAUCAGCGCCAUCACCUACAUCGCCGAACAGCUGCAGGCGGAGAAGGACUAUGAAGCGCUGAAGGAAGAUUGGCAGUACGUUGCCAUGGUAGUGGACCGCCUCUUCCUGUGGAUCUUUGUCGUUUUCACCACUGUGGGCACGCUGGCCAUCUUUGCUGAUGCCAGUUUCAAUGCCACGCCCAGUGACCCCUUCGGUGGCCAAUACAAUGCCUAGCCUCGCCUCUCUUCCUGCCCAGCAGCCAAUGAGUUCAUCGGCAAUGCGUCAGAAGUUCCGCCCCAAAAUCUGAUAGACAGUCCAUAGCAUGUUUCUAUUUUAAGUUACAAUGCUGUCAAGAUCUUUCAUAAAUACAUCAGGCACAGGCUUGGGAUGCCUUUGAUGUACACACACAUACACCUGCAAGUUCAUAUAUGCAUCCAUCAUCUACAGACUUAUGAUGUCUUUAAUAGCCUACACACACGCACGUACACACACACACACACACACACACACAUACAUACAUAGACAGACAGACAGACUCACUCUCACAUACAAUCAUUAAACACUGGCCUUGGAUGCCUUGGAUCCUCUCUCUCUCUCUCUCUCUCUCUCUCACACACACACACACACACACACACACACACACACACACACACACACAAAGAGAGAUAAACAGACAGACACACAUACACAGACAGACACAUGUACAGUGCACACAAACUGAUUGAUACAAAAAAGUACACAUCCAUAUAUGACAGUUUCGAAAUAUACACGUAUGACAUUGCUUGUAGUGUAGAUGAGUAUUUGGUGAAAUACACCAAUACGCAGACUACACCAUCGCUGUGUUAAAGUAUACUCUUUGGCAGGUGCAAUAAGAGUGCAGUGGUAGGAAAACCAAAACUAGUGUAAGAAUUUGUCCUCAGUCAAGUAAUUGGAGAAGCCUUUUCUAAUAUUUACUGUAUGUGACUAACUUUUGAUGUAUGUUUGUCCUAUGACAGAAAAAUGGGUUGCUUUCAUGAAUAAAGUUAGUUUGUGUGUGA
Messenger RNA from Sardina pilchardus (European sardine), 2396 nucleotides. RefSeq names its product cholinergic receptor, nicotinic, beta 1 (muscle) (gene chrnb1). The record is from RefSeq and is a predicted model, not a curated record. NCBI's taxonomy places the organism in Eukaryota, Metazoa, Chordata, Actinopteri, Clupeiformes, Clupeidae. Gene Ontology annotation, biological process: monoatomic ion transmembrane transport; nervous system process; signal transduction. The transcript has 11 exons. Bases 103 to 1593 code for a protein of 496 amino acids. Gene Ontology annotation, cellular component: postsynaptic membrane; plasma membrane; synapse. Gene Ontology annotation, molecular function: transmembrane signaling receptor activity; acetylcholine-gated monoatomic cation-selective channel activity.